GCCACGCACGGGGCAACGGGGUUAUAAACUGACACUGAAAUUUAGUGUGCACACCUUUCUGCCUUAUUCCCGCCCGGUCGCAUACGUGUGAUUUAGCUGUUGUCAGUCUUUUUUAAUUUUAGUCUUAUUAAUAUCACGCACCAAUGGCUACACUCCGGGCAUUGCGGAAACUAUGCCGGCAUUCUCACCACCAGGCAUGCAGUUUUCAUUUGUCAUCUUCAAGACAAGAGGCUGUGAUCAUCUCAGGCAGGAAACUGGCUCGGCAGAUCCGCAACGAGGCACGUGAUGACGUGGAGGAGUGGGUGGCUGCUGGGAACCGACGACCUCACCUGAGUGUGGUGUUGGUGGGUGACAAUCCAGCCAGUCACUCUUAUGUUCUCAAUAAGACCCGUGCAGCAGCAGAAGUGGGUAUUAGUAGUGAGACCAUCCUGAAACCUUCUAGUAUCAGUGAAGAGGAGCUACUUGACCUCAUUGAGAAACUCAACAUAGACCACAGAGUAGAUGGUCUGCUGGUACAGCUACCACUUCCUGAUCACAUCGACGAGCGACGUGUAUGCAAUGCCGUGUGCCCAGGGAAAGAUGUUGAUGGUUUCCAUGUGGUCAAUGUUGGUCGCAUGUGUCUGGAUCAGUCAACUAUGCUGCCUGCCACGCCCUGGGGGGUUUGGGAGAUUAUCAAACGCACAGGCAUACAGACGCUGGGUAAGAAUGUGGUGGUGGCUGGUCGCUCCAAGAACGUGGGGAUGCCCAUUGCAAUGCUGCUACACACAGACGGCAGACAUGAAAGGCCAGGAGGUGAUGCCACCGUGACCAUCUCCCACCGUUACACUCCCAAAGAACAGCUCCGUCAGCACACACAGAUCGCAGACAUUAUCGUCGCUGCUGCAGGUAUUCCCAACCUCAUCACUGCUGAUAUGAUAAAGGAGGGUGCAGCUGUUAUAGAUGUUGGUAUCAACAGAAUAUUGGACCCCUUGACUGGAAAAAACAGACUUGUUGGUGAUGUGGACUUUGAAGGUGUCAGAAAGAAGGCCAGCUACAUUACUCCAGUUCCAGGUGGCGUUGGACCCAUGACUGUAGCCAUGCUCAUGAAAAAUACAAUCAAGGCAGCAAAGAACUUAAUUUUAACUCCUCCUCAACGUGUUCGAAUGGCAGCGUCCUCGUAACAACCUCACUCUCUCAGCUCACUCCACAUUCCACGCUGUGCUCCCCUCCGACUUCAUUUUGAGGGUCUCCAAGUGGAAAAUCAAUAUUUUUAAUGGCUAUUUUUGCGUUUCAUAGUCUAGUUAAAUAUAUUUAAAGGUUUGUGGGGAAAGAAUGUGCUUUUUUUCAUUCAGAUCUUACACAAAAAAUAUUAUUUAGUGUUUGUUUUUCAAUUACCAGGCCAAGCUUUCACUUUCUUUCGUUUUUACACUGUUACAGCUUUGCUUUUUCAGCUUUCUGUAUGUUGAAGUAUUAUAAUAAGAGACUGGCAGACUUUUUGAAGCAUAUUUAUUAAGAAACACUAAAGAAAUGUUCCAGAAUGACUGCAGUCAGUGUUAAGACAGUGUCAUUGCAUUUACCCUAUGUUUCUGCAGUACUGAUUGUUGUUCCCAUUUACAUGAAUGUGUGGAAUGAGUCACAUGUCCAAUACUGGUCAAUACUUGUGAGUCAGCAUGCAAGAUAACUGACCGAAUAACCUUUGCAACAACAGUUCAUUCAUUUAGAGGGUAUUUGUGACUGAAUUGAGUCAUCACUCCUUUUUAUUUUUUUAUUCCUCCUUUAUCUGGCCCUUGAGGGUACAAAGAGUAAUGAUAAAGGAGCAGUGGAUAGGGACAUCCAGCAAAGGAGAAAAAAUGUGGCUAAAUUUAGAUGGAAAUCUAGCCAAGUUGGUGCUUUUUUUUAGUUGUAUGUUCCAGUGACAAGCCAAGUCUUGUUGAAAUAAUCACAGUUGUUUUGCAUACUAUGCUAAUGCCUUUCAAGCACUACAAUAAAUGUAUCA
This is a messenger RNA of Labeo rohita (rohu), 1975 nucleotides long. RefSeq names its product methylenetetrahydrofolate dehydrogenase (NADP+ dependent) 2, methenyltetrahydrofolate cyclohydrolase (gene mthfd2). The transcript has 8 exons. Gene Ontology annotation, biological process: tetrahydrofolate interconversion. The record is from RefSeq and is a predicted model, not a curated record. Bases 144 to 1160 code for a protein of 338 amino acids. Lineage: Eukaryota; Metazoa; Chordata; Actinopteri; Cypriniformes; Cyprinidae. Gene Ontology annotation, cellular component: mitochondrion. Gene Ontology annotation, molecular function: methylenetetrahydrofolate dehydrogenase (NAD+) activity; methylenetetrahydrofolate dehydrogenase (NADP+) activity; methenyltetrahydrofolate cyclohydrolase activity.